Messenger RNA from Enhydra lutris kenyoni (northern sea otter), 5124 nucleotides. It is a transcript of the gene TARBP1, whose product is annotated as TAR (HIV-1) RNA binding protein 1. NCBI's taxonomy places the organism in Eukaryota, Metazoa, Chordata, Mammalia, Carnivora, Mustelidae. The coding region runs from base 14 to 4888 and encodes 1624 amino acids. The transcript has 30 exons. Gene Ontology annotation, biological process: tRNA methylation. The record is from RefSeq and is a predicted model, not a curated record. Gene Ontology annotation, molecular function: RNA binding; tRNA (guanine) methyltransferase activity.
GCGCGCGCGGUAAAUGGAGCGGGUCCUCGCGGAAACGCUGCUGUCGCAGAGCCCGGACCCUCGGGUCCUGCUCCGGGCGCUGUGCCGCGGGGAGGCGUCCGCGGAGCGCGUGGAGACGCUCCGCUUCCUGCUGCAGCGCCUCGAGGACGCGGAGGAGCGCGGUGGCGGCGGGGAUGCGGGCGCGCUCCCGGAGGCGGCGCGCGAGGUCGCCGCCGGGUUCCUGGUGCCGCUGCUACGGGGCCUGCGUGGGCGCCCCGCGGGCGGCCCGGACCCCGACCUGCCGCCCCGGGACAGCCGGCGCGUGCUGAGGGCCGCGACCGCCGCCUUGCGCUCGUGCGCCCGCCUCGCCGGGGGCCCGCAGCUGGCGGCCGCCCUGGCGGAGGAGGCGCUGCGCGACCUUGUGGCCGGGGGGCCCGCGGCCGGUGCGGAGGCGGCGGUGGAGGUGCUGGCGGCGGUCGGGCCCUGCCUGCGGCCCCGCGAGGACGGGCCCCUCCUGGAGCGGGUGACGCAGGCCGCCCUUGCCUUGGCGCUGGGCGCCGACGGGGAGCGGGACGAGGCCGGGCCGGCGGAGGACACGGCGGAGCUGGCGGCCGGGAGGCUGCUGCCGGCGCUGGGCCAGUGCGGUGGGGCGGCGCUGCGGGCCGUCUGGGCCGGGCUGGUCGCGGCCGGGGCGCCCUCGGGGCCGGGCCGCGUCGGGCCGCGGCUGCUGGUGCUGAGCGCCCUGGCCGAGAGGCUGCUGCCCGAGCCCGGCGCCGACCGCGGCCCCGGAGCGGACGAGGAGGUCCCCGACGCGCGGCGCUGCGGGCGCUUCUGGAGGACGGUGCAGGCGGGGCUGGCGCGGGCCCCCGACGCGCUGACGCGCAAGCGGGCGCGCUACCUGCUGCAGAGGGCGGUGGAGGUGUCGGCUGAGCGCGGCGCGCCCUGCGCCUGCGGCCCCCGGGAAGGAACCGGCCCAAGUCUGUUUUGGUGGUCCGAGAAGAAGAAAGAUGAGCUGCUAAAGUUUUGGGAAAACUAUAUUUUAAUUAUGGAAACUCUAGAAGGAAAUCAGAUCCACGUCAUAAAGCCGGUUUUACCAAAGCUAAACAGUCUGUUUGAAUAUGCAGUGUCAGAGGAAAAUGGGUGCUGGCUCUUUCACCCCUCCUGGCACAUGUGCAUUUAUAAAAGAAUGUUCGAAAGUGAGAAUAAAAUCCUGACCAAAGAAGGUGUCAUCCAUUUUUUGGAGCUGUAUGAAACAAAGAGUCUUCCAUUUGCACCAGAGUUUUCUGAGUUUAUUAUUGGACCAUUAAUGGAUGCACUUUCAGAGAGCUCUCUGUAUAGCAGGUCCCCAGGCCAGCUGAUAGGAAGUGGUUCUCCACUGGGAUUGAAAUUACAGAAGUUUUUAGUCACUUAUGUUUCUCUUCUUCCAGAAGAAAUAAAGAGUAGUUUCCUACUAAAGUUUAUUCAGAAGAUGACAAGCAGACAUUGGUGUGCCAUUCCCAUUUUGUUUCUGUCUAAGGCUUUGGCAAAUGUCCCAAGAUGUAAAGCCCUGGGUAUAGAAGGGCUUCUUGCUCUCAGGGACGUUCUGCAGCGCACGAUGAUCACCCACCAGGUCCUGCUGAGAGGGGCCGCACAGUGCUAUCUUCUUCAGACGGCCAUGAAUUUAGUAGAUGUGGAGAAGGUGACCCUUUCAGAUGUUUCAACUUUUCUCAUGUCUCUGAGACAAGAGGAGUCCUUAGGACGAGGAACCUCAUUGUGGACAGAGCUCUGUGAUUGGCUGCGUGUUAAUGAAAGCUGUUUUGGGCGAGCCUCAGCCUGUAGUCCCACUGGACUUCCCGAGACACCGUCUUUAAAUGCUUACGUGAAGAACCUAGUUCAAGAAUAUAUUACGUUACCUGCUGGGGAAACAGGAGAAGACUGCUUUAUGCCUGACUGGUUGGAAGCCAAGCUCGUUGCUAUGAUGGUCUUGCUGGCUGUAGAUGUGGAAGGAAUGAAGACGCAGUACAGUGAAAAGAGGAGAACACAGAAUGUAUUAAGGAUAUUCUUAGACCCUCUCCUGGACUCCCUUCUGAAGUUGGGCACCAAUGCCUACAUGCCCGUGCUGAGAGCCGACAGAUGCCUCCAGUUGCUGUUGAAGCUACUGCGCACUUGCAUGUUGACAGGUUCCGGUGCCCGAGAUGACGAGGUGUUCACACUUCUCCAGAGCUUUGCCAUGUCUGCUACUGAGAGCGUUUCUGAUUUUAUCCUCCGACGGCUUACCAUGAAUGAACUCAGUAGUGUUUCGGAUCUGGAUCGUUGCCGUUUAUACCUGAUGGUAUUAACUGAGCUUAUAAAUACCCAUUUGAAGGUUGGGUGGAAAAGAGGCAACCCCAUUUGGAGAGUUAUUUCUCCUCUGAAAAAUGCAUCCAUCCGGCAUCUUCAAGAGAUAGACAGUGGACAGGAGCCGACCCUUGCCGGGCAAAUCCAGAGGGUCGUUAGCAUGGCUGCCUUGGCCACGGUGUGUGAGGCCGUUGACCAGAAGCCGGAACUGCAGCUCGACUCCCUGGAGCCGGGACCCACGGAAAGGUUCCUCGCCUCCCUCCCGCUCAAUCACACACUGCAGAAGCCGCACCCAGAGGAGCACAGCAGGGAUGGUGACCGUCUGUUUUGUUUCAGUUUUUCUGAAGACUCGGCAGCUUCCCAAGGAUGGGGGAAAGUAGUCGCACAAUAUAUUCAUGAUCAGUGGGUCUGCCUCUCUUUCUUGUUGAGAAAAUACCACACCCUUAUACCGUCGUCGGAGGGUGACGUUCCGGAUCCCGUCCUACCUGCUGUUCAGAUGCCGGCGAGGACCCUGCAGUCCGCGCUGGGAGCCCUCACAGUCCUGCCUUCAGACCAAGUCUUGCCUGUGUUCCACUGCAUGAAAGUUCUGGUUCCCAAGCUUUUGACCUCCUCUGAAUCACUCUGUGUAGAGUCUGUUGACACGGCUUGGAAGAUUAUAUGUGCUUUAAGCAACACUCAGCUGAUAUUCUGGUCUAAUUUAAAAGCCUUUGUUCAGUUUGUUUUUGAUACCAAAGUUCUUACCAUCGCUGCAAAAAUCAAGGGCCAGGCGUAUUUCAAGAUAAAAGAGAUUAUGUACAAGAUGAUUGAAAUGUCUGCUAUAAAAACCGGAGUCUUCAAUACACUGAUAAGUUAUUGCUGCAAAUCUUGGAUAGUUUCUGCUUCAGAUGUGUCCCAAGUGUCUUUGUCAAGUGCUAAAAAUUAUAGCGAACUUAUCCUCGAGGCUUGUAUAUUUGGAACUGUUUUUAGGCGUGAUCAAAGACUUAUUCAGGAUGUGCAGACCUACAUAGAAAAUCUUGGACACGAUUGUGCAGCAAACACGGUUAUUGAAAAUACUAAAAGAGAAGACCACUAUGUGAGAAUUUGUGCUGUCAAAUUCCUGUGUUUAUUACAUGGCUCAAAUAUGUCUCAUAAGUUGUUUAUGGAAGAUCUUGCAAUCAAGCUAUUAGAUAAAGAUGAGUCGGUGUCUAAGUCCAGGACUCGGUACUACGUGAACUCCCAGCAGCACCGGCUGAAGAACCGGGUGUGGCAGACGCUGCUGGUGCUUUUCCCCAGCUUUGAUCAGAAUUUCUUGAAUAGAAUUAUUGACAAGAUUUUCCAGGCUGGUUUCAUCAAUAAUCAAGCAUCCAUAAAAUAUUUCAUAGAAUGGAUUAUUAUAUUGAUUCUUCAUAAAUUUCCUCAAUUUCUGCUGAAGUUCUGGGAUUGCUUUUCUUAUGGUGAAGAAAACCUUAAAACAAGCAUUUGUACAUUUUUAUCCGUUUUGUCACAUUUGGACAUCAUCACUCAAAACAUUCCAGAAAAGAAACCAGUCCUGAAGCAAGCCCUUGUCAUCGUGCUGCAGUGGAGUUUCAGUCACAACUUCAGCAUCCGACUGUACGCCUUGGCCGCCCUGAAGAAGGUCUGGAGCAUGUGUAAGGCGCUGUGCGUGGAAGAACUUGAGGCGUUGACGUCUGUCAUUGAAUCCAGUCUCAACCAAGUGGAAAACAUGCCCGGAACAGGGAACGCCAAGAAGAAUUGGCAGCGCAUCCAAGAGCAUUUCUUUUUUGCCAAUUUCCACCCAGUUCAGGAUUACUGUCUGGAGACCAUAUUUUACAUCCUUCCACGCCUUUCAGGCCUGGUUGAAGACGAAUGGAUUGCCAUUGGUAAAUUUACCAGAUUCACGGACAUCCCCUCAGAUGCAGGAUUUCAGUGGUACCUUUCGCCGGCUCACCUCUGUGAACUGAAACCGGGUGACUGGGCUCAGCAGGACGUAGGUUCUCACUCGGGCGAAGCAGAUAGCCAGUCUGAGUGGACGGAUGUUCAGAAGAAGAUUAUCCCCUGGAAAAAUAAUGCUCCAGAUUUAGAUCUGGAGCUAGUAUUUCAGGAUCGAGUUGCCAAGCUUGGAAAGUCAAUUAGCAGACUGAUUGUAGUGGCCUCGCUCAUUGAUAAACCAACUAAUUUAGGAGGACUGUGCAGGACCUGCGAGGUGUUUGGGGCCUCAGCCCUCGUGCUGGGCAGCCUGCAGUGCGUCGGAGACAAGCAGUUCCAAGGCCUCAGCGUCUCCGCAGAGCAGUGGCUGCCUCUAGUGGAGGUAAAACCACCUCAGCUCAUCGAUUUUCUGCAACAGAAAAAAACAGAAGGUUACACCGUCAUUGGUGUGGAACAAACUGCUAAGAGUGUAGACCUGACUCAGUACAGCUUUCCGGAGAGAUCUCUGCUCUUGUUGGGAAAUGAACGUGAGGGAAUUCCGGCAAAUCUAAUCCAACAGUUGGAUGUUUGUGUGGAAAUUCCUCAGCAGGGCAUUAUCCGCUCGCUGAAUGUCCACGUGAGUGGGGCUCUGCUCAUCUGGGAGUACACCAGACAGCAGCUGCUCAGGCAUGGGGGUGCCGAGUCAUGAACUUUGUGCCUUAUCUGAGAUCAGUUAUUGGUGCUCUUGAAACCUUGUUUUAAAGACUGUACUAAUGAAAUCAACUCAAAAGUUUACCAGGAUAAUUUGUAUUUCUUUUUCUUGCCAAAUUAAUGCCAAAACUUUUUCAUGUGCCUUAAAUAUAUGACUAUGUUUACCCCUUAAAUAAAUAUUUUUAGCUAAAUUGCAUUGCUUCUUUAAUAAAAUAUUUUAAGCAGUUGUGGAAA